AUGAACGCCGAAGAGUGUGUCAAGUAUUGUGCUCAAGCCUGGUCAGAGGGUGGUUUUGCUCUUGAAGGCCUUAAGGGCAUCAUCCGUAUCCCGAACCUUUCUCCAGGUUACGAUGAACAUUAUUUCGAAAAUGGCCUUGUUUACAAGGCUCUUCAUUACAUGGCCGAUUGGAUCAAGGCCCAAAACAUCAAGGGUUGCAAGAUCACAACAUUCGAAGAACCAAAGGUAGAACCACUUCUCUUCGUUGAAAUCGACUCUACAGCUGACCACGAAGUUCCAGCUGUUCUUACAUACGGACAUCUCGAUAAGAUGCCACAUCUUGACCCAGCUGGCUGGUCAGAAGGCCUCGGAGCAACAAAUCCAGUUGUUCGCGGCAACAAGAUCUACGGACGUGGCACAAAUGAUGAUUGCUACGAAGGCUUCCUUGUCAUCACAGCCAUCAAGUACCUCCAGGAACAUAACAUUCCACACCCAAGAAUCGUAAUGCUCAUGGAAACAGGAGAAGAGUCCGGCGAUGACGAAAUCAUGAGAUACCUUCCAAAGCUUAAGCCACAGAUUGGCGAAGUUGGCGUUAUCAUGGUCCUCGAUGCCGAAGCCGAAGAUUACAAGACACUUUGGUGCUGCAAGUCACUUCGUGGUGUUGCCAUGGGCGUCCUCGAAGUCCAGCACCUUGCUACACCAUGCCACUCUGGUAUGGCUACAGGUCUUGUCCCAGAUACCUUCCGUAUCGCAAGAAUGCUCGUUUCUCGUAUCGAAGACGAGCAGACAGGCGAGAUCAAGCUCAAGGAAGCUCACAUCGAUAUCCCACAGUCACGUAUCGACAUGUGCAACGCUAUUGCUAAGCAAUUAGGUGCUGCAUCAGUCGAAAUCGUUGCUCCAAUCAAGGGCGCUCAGCUCCUCGACACAGAUUACGGACAAUUACUUGUCAACAAGGCCUUCAAGCCAGGUCUCGCUGUCACAGGCCAAUCUGGUCUUCCAAUCAUCUCAGAGGGCUCAAACGUCAUCCGUACAACAACAGGACUCAAGCUUUCCCUCCGUCUUCCACCAGGCGCUGAUGCUGAAACAGCUCUCGCCGCAAUGGAGAAGGAACUUACACGCGAUCCACCAUACGGUGCCAAGGUUACAUUCAAGUCUCUCGGCGCUGGCAACGGCUGGUUCGGAGAGGACUUCGACGCAAAGACUGCUGCUGCUCUUGAAGGAGCUUCUCAGGAAGUUUUCGGACAGAAGCCACUUUACUACGGCGAAGGUGGCUCAAUUCCACUCUGCAACACACUCCAGUCACUCUGGCCAAAGGCUCAGAUCAUCGUUACAGGUGCUGCCGGUACAGACUCAAAUCCACACGGAUUCGAUGAGUCUCUCAAUAUCGAAUACACAGGAAAGUUUGCUGCUGUCAUCACAGGAUUCCUUGGCGAAAUCAGCAAGUAA
This is a messenger RNA of Trichomonas vaginalis G3, 1425 nucleotides long. RefSeq names its product Clan MH, family M20, peptidase T-like metallopeptidase. Bases 1 to 1425 code for a protein of 474 amino acids. The transcript has a single exon. Lineage: Eukaryota; Parabasalia; Trichomonadida; Trichomonadidae. Gene Ontology annotation, biological process: proteolysis. The record is from RefSeq and is a predicted model, not a curated record. Gene Ontology annotation, molecular function: peptidase activity.